UGUGCUUCCUAUCCAUCCCGAGAAUGAAGACUCCACUGGGCCGAACUUCCCUCUACCAUCCAAAUUAAACUGCGACAUAAUACUUCUUUGUUGUCCAUCGCGUACAAAUCUUGCCUUCUUUUCCUAGAUUGAAUAUCCUCACCUUACUCCCAUACCAAUCCUGUCAAUUGACCGUCCUUCUAACCUCACAUCAAACAAUCCCUCAUCAUCCCACCACCAUGUCCGACAAACCCACCACCAACAACAACAAGAAUAAACCAGAAGAUCCCAAAAGCAACCCCAACAACCCUCCAAACUCCUCCAACCCUCCCUCCAACAACAACAACAGCAACAAUGAAACCCCCUCCCUAGCCAACCGCAUCCAAACCUCCGCCUCAGGCCUCGCCCGAAACGCCCUCUACGGCUCCGGCCCGUCCGCCGACACGGCACAACUCCUAGCAAGCGGAGGCAGCAAAGCCGCUUCCUCCUCCCCCCGACCAUCCGCCUUCGCAGCCGCCCAACAAUACCAAGAAUCAUCGGGACCGUCCUCCGCAUCGGCAGCCUCAUCCCGCGACCCGGUCCCCGCGCAAUCAUUCCGCUCUCCGGCGCCGCAACAACAGCAGCAGCAACAAGGCGGAUUCGCGCUUCCUGCGCUGUCGGAGGAUGAGUUCCAGCGGUCUUAUGGGGAUGUCUUCCCCAACCAGGACAUAACAUCGUCAUCAUCGUCGAAAGGAAAAGAAAAAGCCUCUCAACUACACCCCCACCAACCCCACUCCCACAAAGAAUCUACCCUCCACAGCCUACCAACCCAAUACCACCACAACGACCAAGACGGCUCCGACGUCCUCACCCUCCUCUCCUCUCCCACAUUCGACCCCGAAUUCCCCGCCACCGAAACCGAGCCCUUCGAACCCAUCGAAACCGACCUCUCAGCAACCCUCACAGACGCCGAACGCACCACCCUCGACUCCUUCCGCCGUCAACACCAACCCUCAACACAGAUCACAUCCCACAGCCUCAUCCCCGACAUCGGCUCCUUCCUCGACACAAUCCCCGCCUCCGCGCAAUCGGACGCGACGCAGCUGCGCGAUACCGUACUGAGCGGUCUCCCUGGGGCUGCGGACUGGGUUGCCCUGGAAGAGCAGUACCAGGAUGAGGUGUGGGGGUAUCUGAAGCCGACGUUGGAGGCUGCUGCGAGGGAGAUGGAGGAGAGGGACGAGACUGGGAAGGAUGGGAAUGGACAGCAGGAGGAUGGCCCUGCUGUGAGGAGGUUGAAGAUGGUGUUGAUGCAUAUGAGGGGGUAGUUCUACUGUAUAUCAGGUAUAUAUAUAUAUAUAUUUAAUUAUUUAUUUGUAUAUAGCUUGGGUAAGG
Molecule: messenger RNA, 1350 nt
Organism: Aspergillus candidus
Lineage: Eukaryota; Fungi; Ascomycota; Eurotiomycetes; Eurotiales; Aspergillaceae
Exons: 1
Coding region: 219-1283 (354 amino acids)
Source: RefSeq, a predicted model, not a curated record